UACACGAAAUAAGCCUUCGCUUUCAAAAGAGUUCAUUGCCCUUCAGACAGGCUCUAGAAGUAAAAAUUCAAAGGGAGAUAUGCUGAUUAGAAGAAGUCUACAGAGGUUGUCUGUUGUAUUUCGUCAUGUUAAAAUGACAACUGCAUACAACUUCAGUACAUCCACACCAGAUGAUGUGAUAGCAGAGAUGAUUGACACAAAAGGAGUUAUCACCCUUAACAGACCUCAAGUUCUUAAUUCGCUGAACCUCUCUAUGAUCAGAAAAAUAUACCCCAAAUUAACAGAAUGGGAGAAUGACCCACAUACAACAAUGGUAAUUAUCAAAGGAGCUGGUGAUAAAGCUUUCUGUGCUGGAGGAGACAUCAGAGCUGUCACAGAGGCUGGAAAAGUUGGAGACAGGUUGUCCCAAGAUUUUUUUAGAGAAGAGUAUAUACUGAAUAACAAAAUUGGUACAUAUGAGAUUCCAUAUAUAGCACUGAUUGAUGGUAUAACAAUGGGAGGGGGUGUAGGGUUAUCUGUGCAUGGAAUGUUUAGGGUGGCUACAGAGAGGACAGUAUUUGCAAUGCCAGAAACAGCAAUAGGAUUAUUUCCUGAUGUUGGUGGAGGUUAUUUCCUACCACGACUGGGAGGAAAAUUGGGAGUAUAUCUCGCUCUUAGUGGAUUCAGAUUAAAGGGCAGAGAUGUACUCAAAGCUGGAGUUGCCACUCAUUUUGUACAGUCAAAUAAAAUACCAGAACUAGAGAGUGCCUUAUUAGGAUUAGAUAAUGCACGUGCACAUGAUAUAGGCGAAGUCUUAGAGAACUUUCAAAAUAUGAGCACGGAUAUACCAGAUACAGAUUUUAUCUUAGAUCCUCACAUAGAAGAGAUAGACAGGCUGUUUGAAGGUGACACUGUAGAACAGAUUGUGCAAAACCUGAAAAAUGAGGGAUCAGAAUGGGCCAAAAAGCAGCUCAACACACUCAGCAAAAUGUCUCCUACAUCUAUGAAGAUAACCCUACGACAGAUUCUAGAGGCAGAGACAAUGACCCUUCAAGAUGUUCUAGUCAUGGAGUAUCGCCUCAGUCAGCAUUGUAUAGAAGAUCAUGAUUUCUAUGAGGGUGUUAGAGCUGUUUUAGUAGAUAAAGACCAGAGUCCAAAAUGGAAUCCCUCAACAUUAGAAAAAGUGACCCCCCAAAAAGUAGACUGGUACUUCUCUUCAUUACCAACAGAGAGAGAACUAAAGCUCUGAAAAUAAUCAAAGAAUUACCCACACUUACCUCAGGUCUUAUUGUAUAAAACAGUAUUUUGAUUUUACAAGUGCAAGGGAUUUUUACUCCUUGGCAUUAUUUAAAAAAAUGCUAGCGAUAUUUUAACAAUUACUGUCUUGAUUUCAUUGGUGAUUUUGUUGUGGUUUCAAGCUUUCUGGUAUAUGUAUUGUUAGAGUGAUUAAAACAGUUUAUGCUAACUUGUGGUGCUAAAUAAUUGGCUGUACAAUAAACAUUUGAUUCACAAGUACAUUAUUACAGGCUUCAAUAUAAGAUUACAGUCAAACUUCUUUAUCUCACACUGUAGAAUCGGAUUUAAACCUGGAAACAACUUUCUGUACAAGAAUAAAACAUUGAGAAUAUACAAAUAAUGUAUUGAUUGAAAUGUUGUAUAUUCCCUUGAAGGUGUCAGUUUGAUAAAAAAAAAAAAAUAAAUUCAUAAUAAAAUGUAA
Molecule: messenger RNA, 1696 nt
Organism: Saccostrea echinata
Lineage: Eukaryota; Metazoa; Mollusca; Bivalvia; Ostreida; Ostreidae
Product: 3-hydroxyisobutyryl-CoA hydrolase, mitochondrial-like
Exons: 12
Coding region: 80-1228 (382 amino acids)
Biological process (GO): L-valine catabolic process
Cellular component (GO): mitochondrion
Molecular function (GO): 3-hydroxyisobutyryl-CoA hydrolase activity
Source: RefSeq, a predicted model, not a curated record